AUGGAUAUCCACGAAGCCUACCAGCUCCUCAACUCCACCGCCGGCCAGCUCUCAACCCGCUUCCAGCAGGUCCCGGGCUCGGCGAUCCUCCUCCGAUACAUCAAAAGCUCCUACCAGAAUGACCCCGUCCGCAGCGUCGUCGAAUUGGGGCUCUUCCUGUUCGCGGUGCGGUACCUGCUUGCGCCGCGCUACAGCACGAACAAGUCCAAGGCCGCAGACCUAACUGAAGAGGAAAUCGACGAGCUCGUGCAAGACUGGACGCCCGAGCCGCUCGUCGCCCACCCCACCGAGCUCGAGGCCGCCGAGAACGAGAAGCGCCCCGUCAUCGUUGGCCCCACGGGCCCCAAGGUCAAGCUCGCCAACGGCCGCACAGUGAACAACUAUGCGUCGUUCAACUUUUUCAAUUUUGUCUCAAAUGAGAUCUUGAAGGAGCGCGCUAUCCAGAUUUUGCGUAACUACGGUGUCGGUGCUUGUGGACCUCCAAACUUCUACGGGACUCAGGACGUGCACAUGGAGACCGAGCGCGACAUUGCAAACUUCCUCGGUGUGCCGAGCUGCAUUGUGUAUGCGCAGGCGUUCUCGACGAUUAGCAGUGUGAUCCCGGCGUUUGCCAAGAGGGGUGAUAUCAUUGUCGCGGAUAAGGCGGUCAACUACUCGAUACAGAAGGGGCUCGAUAUCUCUAGGAGUACCGUGAGGUGGUUUGAGCAUAAUGAUUUGGAGGACUUGGAGAGGGUACUGGAGAAGGUACAAAAGGAGAUGGCGAAGAAGCCGUUGACAAGACGCUUCAUUGUGACCGAAGGCCUCUUUGAGACUACCGGUGAUAUGGUCGACUUGCCUAAGAUCAUCGAGCUCAAGCAACGCUACAAAUACCGUCUCAUUCUUGACGAAUCCCACUCAUUCGGCACCCUCGGCCGCACCGGCCGCGGUAUCACAGAGCACCUCAACAUUGAUCCUCUCUCCGUCGACAUGCUCGUUGGCUCACUCGCAUACUCCAUCUGUGCCGGUGGUGGCUUCUGCGCCGGCUCUCGCGAGAUCGUUGAGCACCAGCGUAUCUCUAGCUCUGCCUACGUCUUCAGCGCCGCUCUUCCCGCCUUGCUCGCCGUCACCGCCAGCGAGACCAUCAAACUCCUGGAGAACAACCCGGAUGUCCUAUCAGUCCUCAGAGAGAACAUCAAGGCCUUCAGGGCCGUGAUGGACCGCAGCGAGUAUGUCAAGUGCACCAGCGACAUUGAGAACCCUGUCUGUAUGUUCACCCUGAAGAAGGAGGUUUGUGGAGGCAUUGCGGAUCAGGAGAGAUUGAUGAUGGAUAUUGUCGACGAGGCGAUUGCCAACGGCGUCCUCAUCUCCCGUGUCAAGAACGUCCCUGAGAAGAACAGCGCCCGCGUCGUGUGGAAGUACGAAGCGACCUUCAAGGCUUGCAUCAGCAUUGGCCACACCAAGAAGGAGACAGAGAAGGCGGCGGCCGUCGUCAAGGCUGCUGUCUCAAAGGUUGUGACAAGAGUCAAGAAGGAGAAUGCUGGCAGGUUCCUCUCAUAG
This is a messenger RNA of Morchella importuna, 1536 nucleotides long. RefSeq lists its product as uncharacterized. Gene Ontology annotation, cellular component: endoplasmic reticulum. The record is from RefSeq and is a predicted model, not a curated record. NCBI's taxonomy places the organism in Eukaryota, Fungi, Ascomycota, Pezizomycetes, Pezizales, Morchellaceae. Gene Ontology annotation, molecular function: pyridoxal phosphate binding; serine C-palmitoyltransferase activity. The coding region runs from base 1 to 1536 and encodes 511 amino acids. The transcript is spliced from 4 exons. Gene Ontology annotation, biological process: ceramide biosynthetic process; sphingosine biosynthetic process.